AAAAAAAAACAGGAAACUGCCAAGUUACAGUCCUCGUGCACCGUAGAUGAAUUUUAAAGAUGUGUCCGCUUGUAAAACUUGGAGUUUUCCGAGUUUUGUGGCUUUUUGUUGUGUUUAACUCGGUGCUAGCGCUGGACACCGGCAUGCUCUUCCCCCGGGAGUCUUCCUCCAGAGAGGUGAAGGAGCUGAACGGGCUGUGGGUUUUCAGGGCUGACAGGUCCCCAAAUAGGAACCAGGGCUUCGAGCAGGCUUGGUACAAAAGCCGUCUGGUAGAGACUGGCCCUGUGAUCGACAUGCCAGUUCCUGCCAGCUACAAUGACAUCACACAGGACCCAACUUUGAGAAAUUUCAUUGGCUGGGUGUGGUAUGAACGUGAGGUGGUGGUGCCUGCUCGCUGGAUCGCAGAUGAGGGCACUCGAAUAGUUCUCAGAGUGGGAAGUGCUCACUAUUAUUCAGUAGUGUGGGUGAAUGGGGUGAAAGUGACAGAGCAUGAGGGUGGUCAUCUUCCUUUUGAAGCUGAGAUAGGCAGUUUAAUCCGGAAGGAUCCAAUCAUGCCAUGCAGGAUAACCAUCGCUGUCAACAACACUCUGACCCUGCAGACUCUGCCUCCAGGCAGCAUCCAGCACAUGAACGACCGCACCAGAUAUCCUGAUGGGUUUUUUGUGCAAAGCAUCUACUUUGAUUUCUUCAACUAUGCUGGGAUACACCGCCCUGUGCUGCUGUACACCACUCCCAAAGUGCAUGUGGAUGACAUCACGGUGGUGACAGACUUCCUGGAUAACAUCGGACUUGUCAAAUAUAAAGUGUCAGUCCAAGGUGCAGCCACAGCCAGUGUGAAGGUCACAUUGAUGGACAAAGGGGGCCAUUGUGUGGCCUCCUCCAAUGAGCCAUCUGGAUUGCUCAAAGUGGUUGACGUUAAGCUCUGGUGGCCAUACUUGAUGCAUGAUAGCCCAGGUUAUCUUUACUCCAUGGAGGUUCGCCUAACGGCAGCCGAUGAGAAAUCAACAUACGAGGAUGUUUAUACUUUACCAGUGGGCAUCCGCACCGUAAACGUCACCAGCACCCAGUUUCUCAUCAACAAUAAGCCGUUCUACUUUCAUGGGGUUAAUAAACACGAGGACGCUGAUAUUCGAGGUAAAGGCUUGGACUGGCCCCUGAUCGUCAAAGACUUUAAUUUACUGAAGUGGUUGGGGGCCAACUCGUUCCGCACCAGCCACUACCCCUAUGCUGAGGAGAUUCUGCAGAUGUGUGACCGUCAUGGCAUCGUGGUGAUAGAUGAGUGUCCAGGAGUGGGCAUCAAAGACAUUCGCAGUUUUGGGAACGCCUCUCUGGCCCACCACCUGGUGGUCAUGGAUGAGCUUGUACGGCGGGACAAGAACCAUCCCUCUGUGGUCAUGUGGUCAGUAGCCAAUGAGCCUGCGGCAGAGAUGCCGCCAGCUGAAGAAUAUUUUAAGACUUUGAUAAAGCAUACCAAAGCUCUGGACACUACCCGCCCUGUCACCUAUAUCACAGACAGUAACUAUGCAAGGGACAAAGGGGCUCCUUUUGUGGAUGUAAUCUGCGUGAAUAGUUAUUUUUCCUGGUACCAUGAUCCAGGCUACGUGGAGGUUAUCCCGAUCCAGCUCAACACGCAGUUUGAGAACUGGUAUGGAAAGUACCAGAAACCGAUCAUCCAGAGCGAAUACGGAGCAGAUGCAGUGGCGGGGGUUCACAAUGACCCCCCGUUGAUGUUUACUGAGGAGUACCAGAAGGUAGUGCUGCAGAGCUACCACGAUGUGUUCGACCAGAAGAGGAAGAAAUACGUUAUUGGCGAACUCAUCUGGAACUUUGCCGACUUCAUGACCACACAAGGGAUUACUCGUGUGGUGGGGAACAAAAAGGGUAUUUUCACCCGACAAAGGCAACCCAAAGCAGCAGCUUUCAUCCUGAAAGAGAGGUACUGGAGACUGGCUAAUGAAACGGGCCAACUCCCCAUUUGGACCAAAUACCCUUGCCAACUCUGACAGUGUUUGGGUAUCCAUACCAAGAUGAGCUCAAACUCAUGUAAAACCAAGGCUUUCUGAAGAAAUUACAAUUUAAUUCAGUGUGUAGAAUAUUUCAGCAUCAGUAGUCCACACCAACACAUCUGCAGUCAAACUUCAUCUUACGUGCAGACUUUAAGCUUUAAUUCAAAGGACUGAAUUUAAAUUAAAUACCACCCCUUACAAUGGGUUUGAAAAUAUAACUCCAAAUAAAAUAAAAUCUUUAAAAAGUCAAAUGACUAUUUCAAGUCUUAUGCUGCGCUUACACCAGAAGACUUUUACAAGAUUUGCAAAAGACUAGAAAAAUACCAGCUCACAUCUAAAGUCUCAGCCUGUGAUUUGACAAAGACUGAGUCACUAUUUACAGACUACAACUAGAUUAUUUUAACGUGUUUUUUGUGAUAUGUUGGACAGCUGAUAUGGAGCAGGGCUUAUCUGCCUACAGCAAAGCAAGCAAGGGGAGAGUUUCCCUCCAGGAAUUACACAUCAUCCUUAUUAAGUGUGGCUUUGCAUCUGCACCAGGUGUUACACCGACUCGCCAGAAUCUGGAGGAUGAAUGAGUUUCUAUUCUCUUCUCAU
This is a messenger RNA of Melanotaenia boesemani (Boeseman's rainbowfish), 2600 nucleotides long. It is a transcript of the gene gusb, whose product is annotated as glucuronidase, beta. The coding region runs from base 60 to 2003 and encodes 647 amino acids. Gene Ontology annotation, biological process: carbohydrate metabolic process; glucuronoside catabolic process. NCBI's taxonomy places the organism in Eukaryota, Metazoa, Chordata, Actinopteri, Atheriniformes, Melanotaeniidae. Gene Ontology annotation, molecular function: carbohydrate binding; beta-glucuronidase activity. The transcript has 12 exons. The record is from RefSeq and is a predicted model, not a curated record.